AUGAUGUCUGGUACUUGGGCAGGUUACAAUUUUAAAGAGAUCAAAUCGCAUUUUGGGUUCAAGAAAUAUGCCGUGUCGUGCUUGAUCAUUCUGUAUGGACUAAUAAAGGUUUCGACGUGGAUCUUCCGUCAAUGGGUGUAUUCCAGUUUAAAUCCAUUCUCCAAAAGAAACUUUCUGCUUAAGAGAGCUACAGCCUCCUGUGGCGAGAAGAACGUCAAGGUUUUUGGUUUUUUCCAUCCGUAUUGUAAUGCUGGUGGUGGUGGUGAAAAAGUUUUGUGGAAAGCCGUGGAUAUCACUCUGAGGAAAGAUCCUAAGAACAUCAUUAUGAUCUAUUCCGGUGAUUUCUUGGAUGGCGGGGAUGUCACUCCGGAGAGCAUCUUGAAUGAUGUGAAGACGAAGUUCGAUUAUGACUUAGAUUCUGAUAGAAUAUUUUUUAUUUCAUUGAAAUUAAGAUAUUUAGUGGACUCUUCGACAUGGAAACAUUUUACUUUGAUUGGGCAGGCUAUUGGAUCGAUGAUGCUGGCAUUCGAAUCCAUUAUUAAGUGUCCGCCUGAUAUAUGGAUUGAUUCGAUGGGGUACCCCUUCAGUUAUCCCAUUGUGGCUAGAUUUCUGAAGAGAAUUCCCAUUGUCACAUAUACUCAUUAUCCGAUAAUGUCAAAGGACAUGCUAAAUAAAUUAUUUGCAAUGCCCAAGAAGAGUUUCAAGGUUUACGGUAAAAUAUUAUACUGGAAGAUCUUUAUGUUAAUUUACCAAUCCAUUGGUUCUAAAAUUGACAUCGUCAUUACCAACUCGACGUGGACAAACAACCAUAUAAGACAGAUUUGGUCAUCCAAUACAUGUAAGAUCAUAUAUCCACCAUGUUCCACCGAAAAACUAGUCGAUUGGAAACAGAAAUUUGGUGGUGCUAGGGUCCAGAGGCUAAACCAAGCAAUCGUGUUGGCACAAUUUCGUCCUGAGAAACGUCAUAAACUGAUCGUUGAAUCUUACGCAAACUUCUUGGAAAAUUUACCCGAUUCUAUACCGCCAUUUAAAUUAAUAAUGGUGGGUUCUACCAGAUCCAAGCAAGACGAAGAAUACGUUAAGAGUUUACAAGACUGGUCCGAAAAUGACUUGAAGAUUCCCAAAGGUUUGAUAUCAUUCGAGAAGAAUUUGUCCUUUGAUAAGAUUGAAAUCUUGUUAAACAAAUCUACAUUUGGUAUCAACGCCAUGUGGAAUGAACAUUUUGGUAUUGCUAUUGUAGAGUAUAUGGCUUCCGGGUUAAUCCCCAUAGUCCAUGCAUCAGCGGGCCCCUUAUUGGAUAUAGUAAUGCCAUGGAGCUCUAACUCGAAUACAAAAAAUGACCGCUCACAAUGGGAACUUCAAAAGGAAUAUUUUUCCGAUUUUAAUGAUGACGGUGAGACGACUGGAUUUUUCUUCAAAGAGGAAAGUGAUCCGGAUUUCAACCCAACCAAGGAUCCCCUCAGGUACCCCAAUUUGUCCGAAUUGUUCUUACAAAUGAUGAAAUUGGACGACGACUGCGUAAGCGCAAUGAGUGCAAGAAACCAACAGUAUUCAUUAUUUAAAUUCUCUGAUUUGAAAUUUGAUAGGGAUUGGGAAAAUUUCGUAUUGAAUCCGAUCGACCAGCUAUUAGAAGAGGAGGAAAGGGGCUGA
Molecule: messenger RNA, 1650 nt
Organism: Saccharomyces eubayanus
Lineage: Eukaryota; Fungi; Ascomycota; Saccharomycetes; Saccharomycetales; Saccharomycetaceae
Gene: ALG11
Product: alpha-1,2-mannosyltransferase ALG11
Exons: 1
Coding region: 1-1650 (549 amino acids)
Biological process (GO): protein N-linked glycosylation
Cellular component (GO): endoplasmic reticulum membrane
Molecular function (GO): GDP-Man:Man(3)GlcNAc(2)-PP-Dol alpha-1,2-mannosyltransferase activity
Source: RefSeq, a predicted model, not a curated record